AUGCGCCGACCGCAACCGCUAGUGGCGGGGCCUCCGCAGCUAAACGGGCAAGCAAAUCAUCAAGAGCAAGAACGACAAGGUCGUCGAGCCGCCGAACAAGAGCCGACGCCCAGAACUCUUCGUCGAAUAAUGAUGCGAGUAGACAGCGCGGUUCGCUUCCGAGAAGCAACAAACGAAGAGUUCAACAGGCUAAGAACGGAAAUAGCGGCGAUCAAGCAAUGUCUGAUCUUGCAAAAUCAGGCUAUGAGCUUUCCUCCGCAAAACAAUCUACAACAAGAACAACAAGUCGAGCAGCCGAUGCGCUGGAUAACGAAACAAUGGCAAAAUGCGAAGUUAUUAGCUCGCGCAGUUCUUCAAUAUGCGGACGAAUUAGCCGGAACAGUCUUUCUAGCGCUUCUUAUAACCGUUGCGCCAGCGUUGGCGAUUCGAUUGCUAAUGCAGAAUUAA
Oikopleura dioica is the source of this 447-nucleotide messenger RNA. NCBI's taxonomy places the organism in Eukaryota, Metazoa, Chordata, Appendicularia, Copelata, Oikopleuridae. The record is from the annotation of a GenBank genome assembly.